Messenger RNA from Geodia barretti, 408 nucleotides. The record is from the annotation of a GenBank genome assembly. Lineage: Eukaryota; Metazoa; Porifera; Demospongiae; Tetractinellida; Geodiidae.
AUGACCGGAGAGUACCUGAACCGCAUCACCGCCGUGCGUCACUGCGGGCCGUUCGUGCGCAUUGAGGGCAACGAGGGGCAGAACACCUGGCUGCACUUCGCCAUACCCACCCCCACGGUGCAGAACGGAAACCGCACCAAGGCCGAGUCGGUGUCGGUGUCCUUCCGCGCGCGCUCGCACGCCAACGUGGCCGAGGUGCUGGUGUACGACGGCGAGAAGAUCAUCGCCGAGCACUUGGGCAUGGCCAUCAAGGGCGACAACCUGGACGCCAGUUUCGAGAUCCCGGGAACUCCCGAGGUUGAUCGCGGGAUCAACGUGGUGGUGGGCGUGACCUUCGACGAGGGCGCGCCGGACAUCCGCUCCAUGCAGGUGGAGAUAGUGGGCGUGGGCGUGGACUUUGAGGGAUAG